UCUGACCCGAACAACUUGUUUGUAGUGAAACUGCCGGCUGUGGAAAAUGUUGAAAAUACGCAACAUUUGCAUGCUGCAACGACGCUGGAAGAGUGGCAAACGUCGCUGGAAUGUGCUGCAGCACAAGAAGAACAACUGCGAUCGGGCGUUGGACAGUUUCGAUGAUUUCUACGGCUCUGUUUAUGGCGGACGAUGGAAAAAUAUGCGUGCGGCAUUGCUAACCGAGCACAAAUAUGUUGCCAUGGUGAACAAUUUCGGUGACACGGAGCAGACAUGCAGCAUGCUAGAAAUGGACGGUGCCAUCAACAUCAAGUCACUCAUUCAGCUGGCAAGGGAGCGUCAGGAGAGUGGAGAAGUUGGUGGGGGCGAAGGCGGAGAAUUAAACCUGGCAACGCGUGCUCAUUACGACAUCGAUGGCAAGCUCGAUGCGUUGGUGAGAAAGCAAGAGGAACGCGAGGUGGCCGCCAUAUAUCCCAGCAGUGCGUCCGAGGAUGGACACGUUCCGCCACAGCAAUUGAAAUACGAUAAAGAAACUAAAAAAGAUGAGCUCGAAACUGAGACGGAGUCAACGGAGUUUAAGCAGAGUUUGACGCGUGCCUUGGAGGAGGAUGUGCAAUUGGAUGAAAGUCGCCUGGUGGAUCCACAAUUCGGCACUGGCGGCCUCUAUGAGUAUGUGCCCGCUAACAGGAUUAAGGGCAUGGAGGAUUGGGUGGCCGAAUCCGAGCAUUAUAAAUACUACCAAACUAACGUCGAUUUUCCACUCAUCAUCGAACCCGACGCCACACUUCAAUAUCCCGAGCACUUGGCCAUCUACACCUACGAGAUGGGCAACUGUGCCGAUUUCAAGCCGCCCCGCCAGUGCCUGACUGGAGUACUCUCACAUUUUCUUAUGGAUGGGGCGUCAGUGCUGCCGCCGCUAUUCCUCCAGGUGCAGCCGGGUGAACGUGUGCUAGAUGCUUGUGCAGCACCCGGUGGCAAAUCGCUGCUGAUGCUGCAAACGCUGCAUCUGGAUCAGCUCGUGUGCAACGAUGUGCAGGAGUCGCGUCUAAAUAAACUACGCCAUGUUAUGCAGGAAUAUCUGUUCGACUAUAAGCAACGCUGGGCGGGCAAACGUUUGAUCUUCAGUCAUAACGAUGCUCGGAAUUUGGAUGAGUAUGGCAGUUACGAUAAGAUACUAGUGGAUGUGCCCUGCACCACAGAUCGGCAUGUGCUCAUGCAUCAGGACAAUAACAUAUUCAAGCCGACACGUAUCAAGGAACGUCUACGCAUUCCCGAGCUGCAGGCGGGCAUAUUGGCCAAUUGUCUGCGUUUGCUCAAGCCGGGCGGCAGUCUCGUCUAUUCCACGUGCUCGUUGUCACCGGUGCAGAACGAUGGCGUCGUCCAUAUGGCGCUGCAGAAGGUCUUCACCGAUCAUGGCAUUACCACUCGCAUCAAGGAUCUGAGCCAGCACACCGCUCUCCUUGGGGAUAUCUAUAGAUUUGAGCAGCCGAAGGGCUUGAAAUAUGGUCAAAUGGUUUUACCCUAUUUGCCUGCCAACUUUGGUCCAAUGUAUUUCAGCAAAAUUAUGCGAGAUACAUGAACACUUACUAGUUAGUAAUACAAAAAUAUGAAAGUCAUUAAAGGACAUUUCAACAUUUCUUACAAAUAUAAAACUUUUAUGUUUGGCGUG
This is a messenger RNA of Drosophila grimshawi, 1669 nucleotides long. RefSeq names its product 5-methylcytosine rRNA methyltransferase NSUN4. NCBI's taxonomy places the organism in Eukaryota, Metazoa, Arthropoda, Insecta, Diptera, Drosophilidae. Gene Ontology annotation, biological process: rRNA methylation. The record is from RefSeq and is a predicted model, not a curated record. Gene Ontology annotation, molecular function: methyltransferase activity. Gene Ontology annotation, cellular component: mitochondrial large ribosomal subunit. The transcript has a single exon. Bases 47 to 1579 code for a protein of 510 amino acids.